CAGAACCAUUGGUCGGACCACGGCCGACCGGUACGAUACAGUUGAACUGUGGUCAUCCAGCAGGAUAGAAGGACACAUUUGAAAACGCGUUCGAUCAUUAGUAGUCGAUCAUUUGUUAUUCUUUCGUUUACCGCUUUCUUUCCAAGAGCGGAUGUGACAACAUUAACGUUUCGAAGUUACCAUGAACUUAAAAGAAUCGAAUUAUCAGAAUUCUCUGACAGAUAACUCAGAAACAGAGAUGCAAAAAUCAACAUAACGCAGUUUUGCUCAAAUUGACGAAUAACGUGAUCAACGAAGAUCCAAUCGUUCAAAUACUGAAACAAGUACGCAAGUGUACGACGAAUUAAUAAUAUUUCUAGCAAUGUUACGAGCAUCCUGACAGAGGAUCGUUAUUUUAAUUGCUCAAAGACUCGUUGAGAAUUUUAAGAGUUUGUCUGUCAGAAAAAGACGUCAAGAAGAUCGAUUGCUAGAAGAGAAGAAAAUUUUCGUUAAUUUUGACAAUCGACUCCAAAGAUCUGUCUAAAUCGCCGAUUAUGUGAAACCGGUGAAUCUCGUACAAAUUGUCUUACAAACGCUGAAAUCAUCGUAAAUCUUUUUCUGUGAACAUUUAUGAAAUAAACAUGCGGAGCACAAUGUAUCCGCCGCUUGUAACUUUGCUCAUAUUUUCCGCAAUUUGCGUACACGCCGAAGAAAUAUCUACCAGUAUUCCGGACGAUGCUGCAGAGGAGCCAGUUCUACGAGUACGAAGCUUGCCAACGACGAUUAAUGUGGUUGAGAAAAACUGGACUAGUCUGUCGGAGAUGCUGGAUGUUUUUAGUGCGCGUAAUUUAGUAAGAAAUUGGAUCGAAGGGAAAUAUCCCGUUGGGGUACAAUGCGGCAAAGACAUUACAACAUACGUCAAUGCUCUGAAAAAUGAAGAAUUAUGGGCUCUCAAAGUUGAUGAUGCAUCCGGUAGAUUCACAAAUGGAUUUUUCUGGGGUAAUUCUUAUUUUACGGGAUCAGCAACUGAAUGCGACUAUAUUGGAAAAACUUCAUCAUACCAAACGUAUUCAAAAAAAUAUGUAGAAGAUUCCAAAGUUAGUACAUUUGAGGAAGUUCGCGAAUUUAAUAUGGAGCCACGAAAAAGAAUCAAUACAGGUUUUAGUGGAACCAAUACCUGGAUCGAAACAGAUUCCAUCGAAACGCCUUUUCAACUAGGAUUUUAUAUGCUGAAACUUUCUAUAAAUGUAUCUUAUACGCCAACAAGACUGAUUCACUUGGGAGUCUGCCUGCCGUUUUCAUGCACUGCUUCCGAUGUCGCCAUAAUCGGAAAACUUGCCACAAGUGAAUUUACAGCGAAGCAUCUGACAAUUGAAAAAGUCAGAGACCAACACAAUUUAUACGACAUGUACACAGAUCCAGUUUUUUGGAUUUUAUCCGGUGUUAGCGCGAUGGUCCUGAUACUGAUGAUUCUCGGCACAGGAUACGAUUAUCAUCUAUCGAAAAAAUUAGUCUGCAAGAAAAAUGUAAUCUAUGAUUUGGAGAAACAUGGAAAACUCGAGCAGCUCUCUAAUGGUGAUCGGAAAAUUAUAAAUGAUGUUCAAGGUAAGGUCUACCUUCCUGUUCCAGUGGCAGAUUCUAGUAGCAAUGGUACGCAGUCGAUUAAUAAUAACAACAGUCACGAGAAUGGUUUACAAUCAUCUACCAAAGAAGAGCAACAUCUUAGUAUCUUUGAGGAACUUCUACUUUCUUUUUCCGUUCCCGCUAAUGUGAAGAUCAUCUGCGACCGUAAUGUAGGCGGAGACACAAUUAGCACCGUGCAUGGGCUCAGAGCGAUCUCGAUGGCCUGGGUCAUCCUUGGACAUACGUGCAUUAUUGUUUUCAAAUAUUCGGACAACAUGGAAUAUCGCAAAGUAGUGGAGAAGCGAUUGCUCUUCCAGACCAUCACAAACGGGGCUUUCAGCGUCGAUACAUUUUUCUUUAUGGGCGGUUUGCUCGUGAGCUUUUUAUAUUUCAGAACCAACGCGAAGGGAGAUCUAAAGAGACUCACGCAGGGCACACGAGGCUUUGCCGCAGGUACACUGAAAUUCAUUGGGCUUCUUGUGUAUCGCUUUUGUAGACUUACUACACCGUACAUGUUCGUGCUGGGUGUAGUAGAGGUCUCGAUGAAAUAUUUCUACACGAAUUCCGUUUUCGAGCCUCCCACGGCCGAUCAUUAUAACUGCCCCAAUUAUUGGUGGAGGAAUAUGCUCUAUAUCAAUACUUGGUUUCCAGUCGAACAAAUGUGUAUGCUUUGGAGCUGGUAUUUAGCGGACGAUACGCAGUUCUACAUUGUGGGAGGGGUGAUUUUGAUAUUGGCUACGAAUCACUUUAAAAUCGCAGCUUUCGCGUUAGUCAGUCUACUAAUAAGCUCAUGGGUAACUACGGGCUACAUUGCUUUAGUUAAUAAUCACAUGCCGAGCUUGGACGAUCCGUUGGCCCUCUUCGAUAAGAUCUACGACAAGCCGUGGACAAGAUUGGGUCCUUAUCUGAUCGGCAUGACUGUCGGCUACUUUCUCUUCAAGACUGAUUGCAAAUUGAAAAUGUCUAAGACUACCGUCGUCGUGGGAUGGCUUUUGUCUUUCGCAUGUCUUUUGAGUUUGCUUUAUGGUCUAUACGAGGCAGAACUUACACCUGUUACUGCUGCUGCAUAUUCAUCUUUGAGUCACAGCGCGUGGGCGUUAAGUCUAGCCUGGAUCGUAAUAGCAUGUAGUACUGGCUACGGUGGAUACGUAAAUAAGAUUUUAUCGUGGCCGCUCUUGUACCCGUUCAGUAGAGUGACUUACUGCUCUUAUCUAGUUCAUCCGCUUGUGAUUCGUCUAACCGCGAUGAACCUAGACUCUCCGUUUCAUCUAGGAAAGGAUAUAAUGAUGAUAAUGUUUUUGGGGCAGUUAGUGCUAUCAUACGCAUUGUCGUUUGUAAUCUCAAUUGCCUUUGAAGCACCGGUGGUCAGUAUGCUGAAGAUUGUCUCACCGAAAAAGCGAAAACGUAUACAAUAGAAAUUAAAAUAUAUUUAACGCACGUCAUACACCCGUACAAUUAUUUAUAUGAUUAUCUUAUUUACACAUUAUGUAUAAAUAUUCUAAAAAUCUGUGAAGAACAAUGGUAAAAUAUCGUGAACACGUUAUUCCAUAUGUAUUUUAAUACCAUUUAUUUGAAUUCUUUCGAAUAUGUAAUAAUGUAGACUCCUCUGUGUAUUGUUAGAUGUAAAAUAAAUUAUUUCCCUUUGUAUAUAAAAUACUA
Solenopsis invicta (red fire ant) is the source of this 3261-nucleotide messenger RNA. RefSeq names its product nose resistant to fluoxetine protein 6. NCBI's taxonomy places the organism in Eukaryota, Metazoa, Arthropoda, Insecta, Hymenoptera, Formicidae. The transcript is spliced from 10 exons. The record is from RefSeq and is a predicted model, not a curated record. Gene Ontology annotation, molecular function: acyltransferase activity, transferring groups other than amino-acyl groups. The coding region runs from base 621 to 3017 and encodes 798 amino acids.